AUGGCGGCCCCCUUGGAACUCAGCUGCUGGGGAGGGGGCUGGGGGCUCCCGUCGGUCCACAGCGAGUCCUUGGUGGUGAUGGCUUACGCCAAGUUUUCUGGCGCACCCUUGAAAGUCAGUGUCAUAGAUAACACCUGGAGAGGUUCAAGAGGAGAUGUACCAAUUUUGACCACUGAAGACAAGAUUGUUUGUCAGCCAGCAAAAAUACUGAACUUUUUAAGAAAACAGAAAUAUAAUGCUGAUUAUGAACUCUCAGCAAGACAAGGGGCAGAUACCCUGGCUUACAUUGCUCUCCUUGAAGAGAAGCUUCUUCCUGCAGUGCUUCACACAUUCUGGGUUGAGAGUGACAAUUACUUUACUGUGACAAAGCCAUGGUUUGCUUCACGAAUCCCCUUUCCCUUGAGUUUGAUCCUUCCUGGAAGAAUGUCUAAGGGAGCACUGACUAGGAUUCUCCUGACCAGAGGAGAGCCUCCCCUCUACCAUCUCCAAGAAGUGGAAGCACAGAUAUACAGAGAUGCCAAGGAGUGCCUAAAUCUUCUGUCAAACAGAUUGGGAACAUCUCAGUUUUUCUUUGGAGAUACGCCUUCUACCUUGGAUGCCUAUGUGUUUGGUUUUCUCGCACCUCUUUAUAAAGUACGCUUCCCUAAAGUUCAGUUACAAGAACAUUUGAAACAGCUCUCCAACCUGUGUCGCUUUUGUGAUGACAUCCUAAACACUUAUUUUAGGCUUAGUCUUGGAGAUGGAUGA
This is a messenger RNA of Pipistrellus nathusii (Nathusius's pipistrelle), 747 nucleotides long. The record is from the annotation of a GenBank genome assembly. NCBI's taxonomy places the organism in Eukaryota, Metazoa, Chordata, Mammalia, Chiroptera, Vespertilionidae.